Molecule: messenger RNA, 1286 nt
Organism: Arachis stenosperma
Lineage: Eukaryota; Viridiplantae; Streptophyta; Magnoliopsida; Fabales; Fabaceae
Product: GDSL esterase/lipase At5g18430-like
Exons: 5
Coding region: 7-1128 (373 amino acids)
Molecular function (GO): hydrolase activity, acting on ester bonds
Source: RefSeq, a predicted model, not a curated record
CAUCAAAUGAUGAUGGCAUUCCCAUCAAGUAGUUUUAUUAUGACAUGUUUGGUUGUGAUUUUCUUAGUGGCGGGAAGUGAGGCGGCUAAGUCUAAUAACAAGGCGAGGGCUUUCUUUGUAUUUGGAGACUCACUUGUUGAUAGUGGCAACAACAACUAUUUAGUCACAACUGCAAGAGCUGAUUCCCCUCCUUAUGGUAUUGACUACCCAACUGGCAGACCAACUGGCCGUUUCUCCAACGGCCUCAACAUUCCUGACCUUAUUAGUCAACAACUUGGCGCAGAGUCGGUGUUGCCGUACUUAAGUCCAGAGCUAAGGGGAGAGAAGCUUCUAAAUGGUGCCAAUUUUGCUUCCGCUGGAAUUGGCAUCCUUAAUGACACUGGAGCUCAGUUUUUAAAUAUAAUUAGAAUGUAUAGACAAUUGGAUUAUUUUGGAGAAUACCAGCGACGAGUGAGUGCACAAAUUGGGGCAGCACGAACUAAGACACUGGUGAAUCAAGCAUUGGUCUUAAUCACUGUUGGUGGUAACGAUUUUGUAAACAAUUACUACUUGGUACCUUAUUCUGCAAGGUCUCGCCAAUAUUCCCUUCCAGAUUAUGUCAAAUUUCUCAUUAUAGAAUACAGGAAACUCUUGCAGAGACUAUAUGAUCUAGGAGCACGUAGAGUACUUGUGACAGGAACUGGACCAUUAGGUUGUGUGCCAGCAGAACUAGCCAUGCGUGGAACAAAUGGGGGAUGUUCUGCUGAACUUCAACGUGCUGCAUCAUUGUACAACCCUCAGCUAGUACAUAUGAUCCAAGGACUCAACAAAAAAAUUGGCAAAGAUGUUUUCAUUGCUGCAAAUACCGGAGAAAUGCACAAUAAUUUCGUUAAUAACCCCAAAGCUUUUGGGUUUACGACAUCACAAAUUGCGUGUUGUGGGCAAGGACCAUACAAUGGGAUUGGGCUGUGCACAUCACUUUCUAACCUAUGUCCAAAUAGAAACUUGUAUGCUUUUUGGGAUCCAUUCCAUCCAUCUGAAAAGGCCAACAAACUAAUUGUGCAACAAAUUAUGUCUGGUUCUACAAAAUACAUGAACCCCAUGAACCUCAGCACAGUCCUGGCUUUGGAUUCUACUUCUACCACAUGAUCUCCUUUCUUCUCCAUAUAUGACGAUAUUUGUUUGGAAUUGUUUAUUUUUAUUAAUUUGUAAUUGUAUCAAGUUAUUUAAUAUUUAUUGUAUCAUGACUCUAAUAGUCUUUAUGGUUGAAUUCAUCAAUAAACUCUUCACAAGAUAUAUAUAAAGUA